This is a messenger RNA of Chelonia mydas (Green sea turtle), 7562 nucleotides long. RefSeq names its product MAM domain containing glycosylphosphatidylinositol anchor 2 (gene MDGA2). Gene Ontology annotation, cellular component: plasma membrane. The coding region runs from base 701 to 3583 and encodes 960 amino acids. Gene Ontology annotation, biological process: nervous system development; homophilic cell-cell adhesion. NCBI's taxonomy places the organism in Eukaryota, Metazoa, Chordata, Testudines, Cheloniidae. The record is from RefSeq and is a predicted model, not a curated record. The transcript has 17 exons. Gene Ontology annotation, molecular function: protein binding.
CCCAGCCCCGGCUCCCCGCACGCAGAGCGCAACGUGACCGCCCCGGCCGCCCCUCGCCGCUCACACCCGCGCCGAGCCCGGCCGCUGCCGGACGCUGCAUCGCCGGGCAGGGCUGGGGCAGGUGCGUCGCCCCGGGCGGCGGCGGCGGCUGCUGCGUUCCCGGCCGCCCGCGCUGCUCGCCCCGCGGAUCCCCGGCCCCGGCCGCUGCCUGGGGAGGGGGCCCCGGGCUGGGGGCCGCCGGGCAGCCGUGCGCAUCGGCUGCCCGCGGGCUGCUGCCGCCCUCGGCCGGGGGGGGCGUUUUUGGGGUUGUUUUUUUUGUUUUUUUUUUGUGGCUGCUUCUCCGGAGGGGCUGGGGAGGCUGGUCCCGGGGAGCGCCCGGGGGCAGGACACGCGGCUGCCGGCCCCCGCCGCCCCGCCGCGCACCAUGCCCCGGGAGCCGCGCUGCGAUGGCCUCUGACGGCAGCCGGGAGCCGGCUGGGGUGGCCCCGGAGGCGGCUGGACGCUGCGCGGAGCCCGGCGAGUGACUCGCGGGAGGCGAGAGGACCCGGCGCAGGGGGGACCCCGCGGGGCCGAGGAGCGGACCGACCCCCCCCCACCCCCCGGCCCGGCUGGCCCCGCCGCCUGUCCCGGGGCAUCGGCCCGCGGCGGGUCCCGCGCUUCCUUCCCGCCCGGGGCUGGAGAUGUGGAUGCUGGCGCGAAGAUGGAUUUAGUGUCCGGGCUGGUCUGGCUGCUGACGGUGCUGCUGGAGGGGAUCUCCGGCCAAGGGGUGUACGGCCCACCCACAGUGCGGAUCGUGCACUCCGGCCUGGCGUGUAACAUCGAGGAGGAGCGCUACUCGGAGAGGGUAUACACCAUCCGCGAGGGGGAGACUCUGGAGCUCACCUGCUUGGUGACUGGCCAUCCUCGGCCACAGAUCAGGUGGACGAAAACAGCAGGAAGUGCCUCUGACAGAUUUCAAGACUCGAGUGUCUUCAAUGAAACUCUGAGGAUUACAAAUAUCCAGCGACACCAAGGAGGCCGCUACUACUGCAAGGCGGAGAAUGGUUUGGGUUCCCCAGCUAUAAAGUCAAUCCGAGUGGAUGUGUACUAUUUAGACGACCCAAUAGUGACAGUUCACCAGAGCAUCGGGGAAGCAAAAGAACAGUUUUACUAUGAGAGAACAGUGUUUCUCAGGUGCGUUGCUAACUCCAACCCACCUGUACGGUACAGCUGGAGACGUGGCCAAGAGGUAUUACUGCAAGGGUCGGAUAAAGGAGUUGAAAUCUAUGAACCCUUCUUUACCCAGGUAGGAAUCAAGGGGGAAACAAAGAUAUUGAAACUAAAGAAUCUUCGGCCUCAGGACUAUGCUAAUUACAGCUGCAUUGCUUCAGUGAGGAGUGUGUGCAACAUCCCUGACAAGAUGGUGUCUUUCAGACUCUCCAAUAAAACAGCGUCUCCGUCAAUUAAGCUGCUGGUGGACGACCCCAUCGUGGUGAACCCCGGCGAGGCCAUCACCUUGGUCUGUGUGACGACGGGAGGCGAGCCGGCGCCCACUCUUACCUGGGUGAGAUCCAUUGGAGCCCUGCCUGAAAAAACUGGGCUGAACGGCGGGACCUUGACGAUCCCGGCCGUGGCUUCGGAUGACGCCGGCACGUACAGCUGCAUUGCCAAUAAUAACGUGGGGAACCCUGCAAAAAAGUCCACCAACAUCAUUGUAAGAGCCUUAAAAAAAGGCCGGUUUUGGAUCACGCCUGACCCCUAUCACAAAGACGACAACAUCCAGAUUGGGCGUGAGGUGAAAAUCUCCUGCCAGGUGGAAGCUGUUCCUUCUGAGGAGCUCACAUUCAGUUGGUUUAAAAACGGACGCCCGUUGCGUAGCUCAGAAAGGAUGGUCAUCACCCAGACUGACCCUGAUGUUUCCCCUGGCACCACCAACCUGGACAUCAUCGACUUGAAAUUCACUGACUUUGGAACGUACACCUGCGUGGCAUCCCUGAAAGGCGGUGGUAUAUCCGAUAUCAGCAUUGAUGUCAACAUAUCCAGCAGUACAGUUCCGCCCAAUCUGACUGUUCCACAAGAAAAAUCACCUUUAGUCACCCGGGAAGGAGACAUUAUAGAACUACAAUGCCAGGUGACCGGAAAGCCCAAACCUAUCAUUCUUUGGUCCAGAGCUGAUAAGGAGAUUGCAAUGCCAGAUGGAUCCAUGCAGAUGGAGAGCUAUGAUGGAAUACUGAGGAUAGUGAAUGUGUCGAGGGAGAUGACAGGAACAUACAGAUGUCAGACCAGUCAGUACAAUGGAUUUAAUGUGAAACCCAGAGAAGCAUUGGUGCAGCUCAUUGUGCAGUAUCCUCCUGCUGUGGAACCAACGUUUCUGGAGAUUCGACAGGGCCAGGGUCGAAGCAUCACCAUGAGUUGCCGGGUGCUGAGAGCGUAUCCAACUCGGGUUCUGACAUAUGAGUGGAGACUAGGCAACAAGUUGCUGCGGACUGGUCAGUUUGAUGCUCACGAUUCUACGGAGUACAUAGUGAGCAGCCUUUCCAGGGACAGUUAUGGGAUUUACAAUUGUAACAUCAUAAAUGAAGCCGGGGCAGGCCGAUGCAGCUUCCUCGUUACAGGCAAAGCCUAUGCCCCCGAGUUCUACUACGACACCUACAGUCCCCUCUGGCAGAACAGACCCCGUGUUUACUCCUACAGCCUGCAGUGGACUCAAAUGAACCCGGAUGCUGUGGACCGCAUCCUUGCAUACCGUUUAGGGAUUAGACAGGCUGGACAACAGCGUUGGUGGGAACAGGAGAUCACGGUAAACGGAAACAUUCAGAAAGGAGAGUUAAUUACAUACAACCUGACUGAGCUGAUCAAGCCAGAGGCCUAUGAAGUCCGCCUAACUCCCAUCACCAGAUUUGGGGAGGGAGAUUCAACCAUUCGUGUCAUCAAAUAUAGUGCUCCAGUCAAUCCGCACUUAAGAGAGUUUCACUGUGGAUUUGAAGAUGGCAACAUAUGUCUGUUCACUCAAGAUGAUACGGAUAAUUUUGACUGGACGAAACAAAGCACUGCCACCAGGGACACAAAAUAUACCCCAAACACUGGACCCAACGCAGACCGAAGUGGCUCCAAAGAAGGUUUCUACAUGUACAUUGAAACGUCACGCCCGAGGCUGGAAGGAGAAAAGGCCAGACUUCUUAGUCCCUUUUUCAGUGUAGCCCCUAAAAACCCUUAUGGAGUCACCAACACCGCGUAUUGUUUUAGUUUCUACUAUCACAUGUACGGACAGCACAUAGGAAGCUUGAAUGUUUACCUGCGGUUAAAGGGACAGACCACGAUAGAAAAUCCAGUAUGGUCUUCAAGUGGGAAUAAGGGACAACACUGGAACCAGGCGCGGGUUAAUAUACACCCCACCACUUCAUUUCAGCUCAUUUUUGAAGGGAUCCGAGGUCCUGGCAUAGAAGGUGAUAUUGCUAUUGAUGAUGUAUCAAUUGUGGAAGGAGAGUGUAUGAAAGCAGACCAGCCAGCCAACAAUUUACGAGCAGGUGCUGUUGGGACAUUAGCACAUAUAUGGCUUUUUCCAGUGAUCCUCCUCAUGUCUGUCUUAAGUCAUCAAAGGUGACCUUAUCCUGGCAGAGGCUAUGAAAGAUUCACCAGGCAUUGGCAUGAAGAAAGAGUCUUUGUAAAAUGGACAUUUAAAAACAAACUACCAAAGAUUCCUCCACUGACUGAUUCAAAACAUUAAAAUAAAUAAAUAAAUAAAAAUUAAAAAAAAAAAAAGCACUGGGGAUAAAAGGCAUCAUGGGAGCGUAACUGACUCUGAACCACAUGUGAAAAGCGAUCUGGCAUAAAAGAGACCUUCAGGUGCUUUUGUGGUCUAUAAGAAAUACGGCGUCAUCUGGUUGAACUCUGAAAAAAAGACCUAUAGAAAUCCUUGUCAAAGCACAAAGUCAUGGCUGGUUUUGUUUCAAAUGAAUAGUUUGCUUGUUACCAUGGAAACCUAAUGGCCUGCCAAAAAAAGAGAGCGAGCGAGAGAGAGAAACAACACCUCACUGUAAACAGGGUAUAUGAAGAGCUGGCGUUUAUUUUCCCUUCAAGAAGGUUUUUAGUAUAGAAUUCAAUAAAUGUAGGCCCUUUCACCUUUGGGUGUCACCUCCCCUAGAGAAUAACCCUCGAUCAAAGAUGUUUAAGACAUUUAUGUUUCAUUUUUUCAUGGCUAUGCUAGAUAACUGUAUGCUGUCUCCUUUUGCAUGCAUUAUUAUCCAGGGUGUGUAACCUGGGAUUACAUAUGACACGGGCUUAAACGAGUUUGCUUGCAGCCACUUCAACACCCUUCCUCCCCAGCUAAGUCAUCCGUUCUAAUGAAGUGAAGAAACCAAACCACCGUCUUUUAUAAAUUGCCAUGGAAACCAAGUGCCUUCAAUGAAACAAGCCUGAUUAAAAACAAACAAAAUCAACACAGAAGCUUGCGCUGCUAAAAUGUGGUUUGUGCAAACUGUUUUCUAAACAAACCACAGAGCCGAAGUGUGCAAACAGCAGGCAAGGAGACAAAGCCGCUUCUGGAGAAGGAUGGACCGAAGUUGCUGCGUAAGACCCUUUCAGACGAGAUACUCCAGGCGGCCAUGGCCUUUCAGCUUAUUAUCCAUUAGAAAAUAGCUUCCUUUGGUCCUGGAGACGGGAACAGUACUUCUUUCUCCAGAUGCUCAAGUGGGUCAACCAGAGAAACAGGUUGUUAAGAUGUACUUAGCAGCAGGUGGUAAAACACAAAAGGGAUUGUCUUACUCUAACCUCCAUUUGAAAAGAAAUUGGCCCGAGCUUUAGAGAGACGAGAAGGUGUGUGUGUGCGAUUGCAGUGCAUACAAAAUAACACAAAAAGGGGGCCGCCAACGCACAGGGGGGCCUGCAAAUCUGGCUUUAUUCAAAACAUGGAUGGUAUAAUGCCUCUGCCCGUUAGUCAGACUCUGUGCAGAUUGUGAAACAUUAUUUUAGCAUAAUUAAAAAAAGACACUUUUACAAAAAAAACAAAACAAAAAAACAAAAAACAACAACCUGUAAAAAUGAUUUUGAGCUACCUGAGUACCUACCAUACCUUUAACCGGCCAGUUUUCCAAUGCAUUGUAAAUUUCCCUUAUACAGUGGGUUAUGAAAAUUUGAAGACCUUUUCCCUUAAAUUAUCUCCGCUUUUAACUUCAUUUAAAAAAGACUUUUGUCUCAAGAUGAUGAUGAUGAUUUUAUUAUAUGUUCAACACCCUAGGAUUAAAAACCUGAUAUGCAAGUAAUUGGGAUACAAAUAUUAAAAACAACAACGACAAAAUAUAACAUUUGCAAAUAUUAAUAUAAAAAGCACAACAAGAUGCAGUAAAACAAUUACAAGGCUUGAUUUUUUUUUAUUCUGUAGAAAAAUGUUUGUGCAAAUUCAGUAAUUCAACUGAAGAGAUAAUUUUACAGCUAUGUUCAAUAAAGCCUCUUUCCAGGUAAGGUAUGCUAAGUGGUAUGCGUGUUUGUUGCGCUGUGUGCACUUAUUCACGAAAAGGGUGUAAGCGAGAGUUGCUUUCUUGUGUCGUAAUCUGUCACUGUCUGAAUCCAUAAUACUACAUGGUGUCAAGUAUCAGGGGGUAGCCGUGUUGGUCUGUAUCCACAAAAACAACAAGGAGUCCGGCGGCAACUUAAAGACUAACAGAUUUAUUUGGGCAUAAGCGUUCGUGGGUAAAAAGCCACUUGAUAAUGCCUGCAUCUGUAAUUUUCACUCCAUGCAUCUGAUGAAGUGGGUUUUUUACCCAUGAACGCUUAUGCCCAAAUAAAUCUGUUAGUCUUUAAGGUGCCCCCGGACUCCUUGUUGUUUUCAUAAUACUACAUGACGUUUAGGGACAGGGAUUUUCCAAGGGUACUGCCAACUAUCUACUUGUAAGUGAUUUCACUUGUUUGUAAUAUGCUAGUCCUAUGGGAGUGCCUGAGUGGGAGUCCACUUGGAAAUCAAGUAGGAGUUUUGAGCAUGGAUUGACAUGUGGUUGGGGCCUUUUAUGCUUUUUCAAUAAAAGACAUUUCCAGAUAGCAAGCAUCAGCAUUAAUUAAGGAUGGGAGAACAAUAAGAACUUGCACCUGGUAUCUUUUGAGGUUCAGAACAGUUCUGAUAACGUUAAGAACAAAAUGUUCACAUACGUCUCCCCUUUCUGGUUUCAUCUAGAAGUCAAAGUAGUGACAUAUCACCGGAGAGGAUUUUUCUCUCCAUAUUUUUGGCAUGGCUGUCUUUGGAGAGAACCUGCCUUGCAAGAUGUCCAACCCUGUUUCCAGAAACAUUAUUUCAAGCCCAUCUGAACCUUUUGCAGUUCCCCCAUCAUUAAUGUUUAGGUACUGUAUGUCAGCUGCCAUCGUGAAAGCAAUACCACUCACAUUUGGACAUUUUUCAGUCUGAGCACCAGCUUCAGUGGUCCUCUCAUCAGAGAGGUCGCAAACACUUCCCAGGGCUGUCCCUGAAGACUGCCAGCAGAGGGACCAGAAACUUGGCUGGUAUUUCAGCUAGUACAAAGGGAGCUAUCCAUAUUCAUAUCAGCUGAGGAUCUGGCAUGUUGUUUUCUGGUUUAUCCUUCACACUAGAUUGCUGUCAAUCCUUUUGCUGUUUUGUUUUAUAAAAUCCAGACUGUUUUGCUCUCUGUAGAUUGACUGUGUUCCUUUAAAAGUAAAACAUGCUCCCUUCCCUUUAUGUUUGCUACUUUUCCUCUAAUUCAUGACUGCUAAAACCAGACCAAAAUACAACUGAAAUCUGGAGGCCUGUUCUUCAGCACAGGAAAGCAGAAGUAUCCUGGAAGCUGCUCCUAGCAUCGUACACUAAGCAGUCAUAGUGUUGCGUGAACAGCAGCAGCCCGUGACGUUGGCUGUCGUAAGUAGUGAGAAUAAUGCGGAGAGAGAAUUUGGAGAGGCUCUUAAAAUGCCCAUUCACAUUCAAACGGUUUUGAUCAAGAUAGUUGGCAAAAAAUGAGGGGUUUUUCUUUGUUGGGAUUGUAAACCAAAAAUACAAGCAGAUUUGCACCUGCCAAUUUUAAAAUGAAUUGAAUGUUUAUUAAAAAGUUCUGGUUUAACAGCCCCAGAAACCAAAGUCCUCUUGGUAGUUCCAGUGCAGUGUAAACACAAACUAAGUCAGCUUCUCCGCACUACCCUACACCUUUGUCUUAGCUUUGACCUGCAGAGGUCAACUCUUGGGGUGAGAGGAUUUUCAAUCCUUGCUUCUUGCCUGGGUGCAAAAGAGAACAUGAGUUAGUGCAGAUCUUCUUGUUCAUUAUUUACUUGAGAAUAGACUGGACUUGUAUUUGUGUUUCCAGUAAGCCACUGGAAAACCAACGAGAUGGCAAAGACGUAGGGUUAUUGUGCAGACGCAGGAUACGCCUGAAGUGGGGGCUGAGCAGUGAAAGGUGCUGUAUCUGAUUACCCAAUUUCCUGAGCCAUCUAAUCCUGUUUCUGAUGUAUUUUUAAAUGACUCAUGAAAAUGAAUUGUACAAAUGUCAACUCUGCAAAAAUGUCAGUUCAAAUGUAAUGUUUCUAUUAAAGAAAAAUGGAGGAAGGUGGGGAGCAAAGUUUGGAUAAUAAACUCCCCUUGACUUCAGUGA